UCAAUGCGAUGGGGAAUCGGGAAGUCAAGCUGCAUCAAAACAACGAAGUCACCAAAGUUUAGUGGAUGCGUACAUGUUCGCCUUAAAAUGGGCGGUGCCUGUAUUCUUAUCCAAUGAAUAUCGUUCUCUAUUUAAAUAGCUUUUGCUGUCAGUCUAUUUUUCUCAGUCGGCUUCCUUUUCCAUCGCCAUAUUGGCCACUCAGAUGACUUGCCUGUUUUUCUUCGCUCUUACUACGAGACUAAACUGACAGGACAGCCCUGUUCAGCUGCAGUUUGUUUUCAAGUUCAAGUGAUCGUAAGCUACUGCACGCAUUGCCACACACUGAAGGGAGUUCGCCAAGAUCGUAUAGAAUUUGGCCAUGCACGCAUUGGCCUUAAUGUGGGCUUUAAACGGUUAUUGUGGCAAUAAGUGUUGGUAAUCUCGGACUCUGUUGGUUACAUAAAUUGACGCACGGACAUUUUCAUAUGUGGAAAAUGUCAAAUGUUCGUCUUUCUAAUGGAAGUCCAACGCUGGAAAGGGUGGAUUCUAGAUCGACGGAUCUCACCAGGGACCCCGUCUGCAGAAAGCUUUUCGGACCUGUUGAUCAUGAAGAGUUUAAGAGGGAUUGUAAGGAGCAGAUGCAAGAGAUGACAAGAGCAUCCAGCGAGUCAUGGAGUUUUGAUUUCGUCAAUAACCAGCCUCUGCCUUCUGGGAAAUUCGAGUGGAGCGAGGUAGAUGGCAGAGACGUUCCCGAAUUUUACACCAGACCUCCGCGUAUACGCGCAGAUUCCCCAGACAGCGUGGAUCAUAACGGGAAUCAUGACUUGAAUACUAUAUUUCCUACUCCGUGUGCGAGUGGAGGAGGGCGCUCGGAGGACAGCGACGCUGAUCGGAGUCAACAAGGGUUUUCGGAGACUCGUAAUGCAUCAAGGAAACGGCAUGCAAGUCAAGAAUCUACGUGCCGAAGUAAAAGAGCCAACACAAGUUCCAGAGAGGUCGGCCGUGGUCGAGACACGACAGAUCUGGUAGAACAGACGCCUAACAAAUCUGGUCCAGGUCCUAACCACGAACGUUAACUUUCAAAGACCUAACGAUUCCUACCUUUUCCAUGAAACACUCUUGGUGCUUGAAGAAGCCAUGCGGAUCUGCAGUGGGAAAAGACUCAUAGCCCUACACGAAGAUGGGAGGGCUUGUAGAAGCACUGAUUUUUUACACUAAAGUUUUAGCACUCAAAGGAAUACAGUUGCCUCAAAAGCAAACUAUGUAGCAGUGUGCAAUUGGAUUUUGUCCUAUUUUGCUCAGUUUUUUUUACUACCUAUCUAUAAAUAUUUGUUUUAUAUGUAGCACAUACAAAGUAAUAUUGUGUACUUGUAAUAUUAUAAAUUUGUAUUACAGUGUGUGACUUGAAGAAUUGCAGUGCAGUUUUAAAAUGUCUCCCCAAAUUGCUGUUGGUCCUUCCAAUGGAGGGUUCUCCUGUUCAGGUAAUUAUUAGUUAGAUAUUGACAUCAGGGUUGAAAUAUUCUAAAUCAAAAAGUGCCUAUUUCAUGAGAUAAGUGCAGUUAAUAAAAAAAGAGAGGGUUGCCGUUUUUAAGUAGGUCAUAAAAUAGAGAUUGGGGGGCCAUAACCUUUCAGUUACAUUGCCUAGCUCAGAAAAAAAAAUAGUUUACGUAUAAAUUAUGGUUGGUGGCGAGUUUAUUUUAUUUGGGGUUAAAUAUGACUGUGAGCGAAUGACGUUCUGCCAAAGCUUCAACACAUUGGAAGGAUGGGGUGGGGGUGGCCUGGGUGUUCAGGGGUGGUGUAAAGUUAUAUUCUAUGGUGUAUCUGAUAGAAUAUAACAGUAUUAAAUCACUGGGAUAUCCCACUAAAUUUAUUUUGUGCCAGUUAUAUUGUUAUUAUUAGUUUUUAUUCUUUUUUCCUAGAAGUAAAAAUCCUACACAAAAUUCUACUGAGCACUUAUCACAUAGCAUACAUAGCUUAUGUGUACAUUCAAAAUGAAUAAAAAUCUUCAUUUCAUGCAUUAAUCACAGUAUAGAAUGAUAUUGGCUUUUAACACUGGGUUGUGCAUCUUCAAACCACAUUAAUGCAAAGAUGUCAUUGUUAUCACAUUCAUGGGUAUUUGUGUUGAUAAUGUCAUGGCAUUAUGAUUAGAGAAGAAUAAAGGGGAGCGAAGACGUUACACUGCUUUUAUUUGUGUACAAUUUUGAAGUUUAUUUGUAUAUAUUACUAUGUAAGGAAACACUGAGGAAAUUAUACUAACUUAUUUAUGUUAGGCUUAUGUUGUUUAUGACUAUCCAAAGUGGCAUUUGUGCAUUUUUUGUAAGUCCAUAAUUCUCAGAUAUAAAAAGAAAUAAGUUGUGCAAAUUUGCAAACUGAGCCUACUUUUAAAAUGUGGAUUUUGUAUUGCAUGUUUGAAAAAUAUUAAAAGAAUAUCAAAACCUGA
Molecule: messenger RNA, 2419 nt
Organism: Sardina pilchardus (European sardine)
Lineage: Eukaryota; Metazoa; Chordata; Actinopteri; Clupeiformes; Clupeidae
Gene: cdkn1ba
Product: cyclin dependent kinase inhibitor 1Ba
Exons: 3
Coding region: 465-1055 (196 amino acids)
Biological process (GO): negative regulation of cyclin-dependent protein serine/threonine kinase activity; negative regulation of mitotic cell cycle; G1/S transition of mitotic cell cycle
Cellular component (GO): nucleus; cytoplasm
Molecular function (GO): cyclin-dependent protein serine/threonine kinase inhibitor activity; protein-folding chaperone binding
Source: RefSeq, a predicted model, not a curated record